Molecule: messenger RNA, 155 nt
Organism: Racocetra persica
Lineage: Eukaryota; Fungi; Glomeromycota; Glomeromycetes; Diversisporales; Gigasporaceae
Source: the annotation of a GenBank genome assembly
AUACCAAUAACAAAAACUUCACCAAUAAUGACAAUGAUACUAAUAACAAAACUUCACCACAAGAAAGACAAUACCAAUAAUGAAAACUUUACUACCAAAGAUGACGAUACUAAUGAUAAAACUUUACCAUCAAGAAGAAUGCCAUCAACAGCAAA